GAUUGCUUGGCCUUUCUGAGGCACGCAUUCGACGUGUGUCGGAAGGAACUGCAGAUGCCGUUGGGAGGGAAGCCAUUGUGCUAAAUGGAGGACUUGAGCCCUGGCAAUUGUAACGUGGUUUGUGAAUGGAGCCAUUCCCGCCACGAUGGGCAUUGGACAGUACAGUUUAGAGACGAAAUGCAGGAAAGGGAACAGUUGCUUUGCAUUGCCUGCGUGAUUGAGAUGGUGGAAGAAAACAGUGUAUCGAUUGUUCGCAAAAAAUAUACGCUUGCUUGCUUCAAGGAUGUUCUUGAAAGAUUCCCUCACACUGUGGGAGAACUGUUCUCAAUGGAUGGUCGAGUGUGCAUUCACUUUAUGACUACUUUGCUGGAUAUGCUGCAAUCUGUUGAAGAUGAUGUCACAAUUAAUCUGGCGAUUGAAGUUCUUGUGCUACUCACUGAGGAAUUUAAGGCAGAUGAGUUUGUAUGCUGCGUGCUGGAUCAAUGCCAAAAACAGUUGUCAGAAAAAAGCAGUAUGAGGAAAACUUUACCUGUUUUUACAUUGAUGGGGAAACUGUUGAUCACAAUCCCAUUCCUUGCAGAGAAGUUGAUCCACAAAUAUCCAAUGCUGCUGGAACAUAUGAGGCUAGCACUGGUUUACCCUGAUGAAGCAGUGAGAGCAUCGGUCUGCUAUAUUUUUUGUGCCAUGUACAGUUAUCCUCCUGUAGUGGAGAAGCUUUCUAUGUACUUCAGUGAGAGACUUUGUAAGCUCAUUAUUUCAAUUAUGGAGGCAGCACAGACCAAAGAACUGCAAAUAAACACCCUUGGUCUCCUCAAGCACCUUCUGCAGUUUAGACAGUUUGUGACUGUGAUGAUGAGUUCAUAUGGAACAGAAGGAGUUAACCCAGAAGAUGAAGUAGUUCCGCAGGGUACAGUACCACAAGGUGGAAAUUCACUGUGGUUACUAUUGAAAAAGUUGCUGCUCAACAAAGAUGAAACACUGCAAAUUACAAGUGUACAAUGUAUGACUUCCAUACUUGUCCACUCGCCAGUGCAGUAUGCUCCUACACUUGUAUAUGCAGACAUUCCAGAAUUUCUGUUUGAACGACUCUCUAGUACAGAUGAGAUCUUAGUCUGGUCAAUCUACAGUUGUCUUCUUUUGCUAACUGAGGAGAAACUUUUCUUUUCGAAGUGCCACUCCGUUUAUGGUAUAGAAUCCUUGGUUCGAAGCUUGAAAGAGACAAUGAAGGUGAACAAUAUUGAAGUACAGAAGCAAGGUCUGCUACUGUUUGGUGAGAUUUUAAAAAGACAACCAUCAGGAAUACAGUUGUUUAUGAAUGUUGCCAUUUGGCAUGAAGCUAUUGUUGUUUUACAAGAAGCAGUGACCAGUUCCAGUCUUGAAGUUGUGACAGAAGCAGCCAAUGCUGUGGCAGCCUUCCUUCGGAAGGAACAUCUGGCAGUACCUGUACAGUACCAGGAAUUGCAAAAGCUCAUUGAAGCAAUGUUAAUGCGCUGUGCAGAUCUUCCUGACACUAUUAGGAGUAAAGAGAGUCAGUCUAUGAGAAAAGAACAAAACAAAAGCUUUUCAAGGCAAGGGCAGUUGCUGUACAGCAAUUUAGAAGCAUUUCUUAAUGCUUGCAGGUUAGCAAUUGAUUGUCAAAAGGAUCGCUCAUUGCAAGAGAAUGCUUUCACAUCACCUGGAAUUGCAAGUGAGAAUGUGCUGGAAAAUUUCUCAGAGUUUCUGCUGACAAUUUGCGACACUUUGUGCAUCCCAAUUGUAAUGAAAUAUUAUGAAAAGGCUCCUAACGCCACAGUGAUGGAGGUUUUCUUCUCCAUUCUCAGUGUGCAGUACACUAUUUUGCCCAACACAGCCAACCUAUUUUCUGUUAAGCUAGCUUCAUCAUCUUUUAUAAAGUUUACAAUGGAACUGAAAAACAGAUUAUGUACAGGAGGCAGAAAUCCAAAAUUGAAUCAGGCUUGCUCAGACUUCCUUUGUGCCUUGUGUCGAAACCUAUUUUCAGCAACGGAAGAUGUUCUGAAUUAUCAACAUGAUCUGGAAGAAGUUUCUGCACUCUUUGCGAAGUGUAUUCCACAUCUGAACUAUACAUUUUUAGACAUUACAUCUGUACUUUUCGAAAGUUUAGACACAAUUGGAAUAGAUGAAGAUCUCCAAAACCACCAACAUUGUCUGCUAUUAUUAUUAUACUUGGCCCAUUUGUACGAUAACAGGUUUUUUUCAGAAGGUCAUUUAUUCAAAGCUAUCAGUAGCUUUUUACACACAUGCUUCGAUCGAGGACAUGCACCUCCGUCCUUUGUACUUAAAGCCGCAAUCUAUCUAUUGUCUAUAUGCCAAGAAAAGUGCAGUAAACUAGAUUUGAUAUCACUGAACUCCAUUUGUAAGCUCUUGGAGAGUAUUGCCACUGUUUCUUCUGUGUAUACGAGUCAUCCUCUAGUUCUGAAGUUUUUCUUCCACUAUCCAGAGUUGACAGACAGAUUUGGUCACUGCAUCUUGAAAUGUUGGUUUACACAUUUUGAUAUCAACCAUAGUGAGGUUGAAAAUAUGCAGGGUGAUGUAAGUUGCUUGAUGAAUAUUAUCCAGGGAAAUCCAAAUGUCCUCCUGAUUCUGCUGGAUAUAGUUCAUACUGAAGAUAUUGAAUUAGCUUUCAAGGCUUUGCUGGCUUUGAAAUCAUUCCUGAGGAAAAAUGAAAACGUGGUUCCUGCUUCUGAUUUGCUUCGACCUCGAUUUCUCCAGAUACUACAAAGGUUCACAAUAGAAAAUAAUGCACAGGCUUUCAAAGGAAAGAGGAACCUAUCUUUGGUAUUGGAUCUCCUUUCAUUGGUACAGGUAAAAAUUCAAGAUCCCAAGGAAAUGACCAGUACCGAUUUCAAGCUCCUGUAUCAUGUAAGUAACUUGGCAGGAAAAUGUAAAGACUUGAACACAGAUAUCUUACAACCUGCUCUUAAUUUCUUCUACUGCUGUUUGAAACAAACAUCAACCUACAACAGGAGCAGAGUUGUUUCUGUGUUACUGUCUAAUUCCUCCCUGAUGGAGUUCCUGGAGAAGAUAUUAGAGCUGAGCUGGUCUGACCAAUUUGAAACUGUCCCUGAUGUCCUGGUCUGCUCUGUCUGGUUAUUAUUAGCCAGUUUAGUCCAAAACCAGACCAACUAUAAGUCAGAGGUUCAUAGAACAGUCGGUGUGAAUCUGGAUAAGGCUAUCCACUGCAUCAGCUCCAGAAAGGACAGUUCACUGCUGCACGUCUGCAUUCUUCAGUUUUUGAAGACAGUUCUAAGACAUAACUUCAUAUCUCCGUUGCUUAUUAUUACUGCUACUAACGCAAAGAAUCGACCCCUACCAGAUCAGGAUGCCUUGUUGUAUCCAUUCUCUUAUCAACAGAUCAUUUUGUUCUUUUUUCAUCUACAGAACUUUCUAGUUCAGGGAGAUGACCUUCUUCUCUGUUCUGCAACUGGCUGUUUGGAAAUACUGAUGGAGUACUUGCACAAUAGGGACCAGGCCACAGUCUGUCAUGUGAUGUCACAGCCCUGGAGUCGAUUCCUUCUUUUCACAUUGGUGAAUACUGCAGAGAGCUGCCGUCUCAAUUCUGGCUUCCUCAGACUUCUCUCUGUGUUUCUGAAAUAUAACAGUAAGAAUAUUGUUUCUGAAUCUGAUGUGAAGCGAGUCCUACAGAUGGCAGCACAGCUAAAAUUGGAAGAAUUGAGCAGCGACACAGCUGAGGCUUUGAUCAAUUUUCUAAAACAGUUGCAUCUACAAAGUGGCAAACUGUUCAAUAUGGAGCAGAAGGACACGGAGGUUGUCCAUUCCUUGUUGGAGGAUCUAGAGAACAGAACCUCAACUCAACCUGAUGCCAUGAAAAUUAUAUUUAUUGGCAAACUAGCAGUCUGUCUGUCUGAUGUCUCCAGCUGCCACAGGGAAUAGGGAAAUCAAAUCAAGACUACAUUUUCAUUGUUAUAUGGAUUAAACCAGCUUCGUCUUCACAAAAUACAUGUGGCUCUGGGAAUUGGUGUAAAUAAAAUGUGAUGAAUUAAAUGUGAUUGGAAGUAAUAAUUGUACCAUGUUUUUGUUUAAUUGCAUCUAUUUGUAAUAAUGCAAAAAAAGAUUCUCCAGGAAAAUACGGACUGAAGUAUGUAAUUACAGUAUUUGUAGAAUGUAUGGAAGAAUUUGGUUUAUCAGUCACAUGCUCCUAAUAAAGAAUAUUGUUAACUGAACUUGGCCACUUUGCAUUCUUUAUAAAACUGUACUUGCUUAAUUAGUUAAGCAGGAUGUCAUGGUACAAAGAUAGAUUGGGUGAAAUCUUUGGAUUUAAUCCCUGAUCUGUGCUGAUCACUGUAGUGGAAAUACUAAUAUUUUCAAGAGAAGUUCUGAACAAAGUAGCAUAAAAGAAGCUUGGUCUUAGGUUACAGUCCAGCUCUUAACUGAGGAACAAGAAGAGAAAUAUCUGCGUGUAAAAUAAAGA
Molecule: messenger RNA, 4450 nt
Organism: Leucoraja erinaceus (little skate)
Lineage: Eukaryota; Metazoa; Chordata; Chondrichthyes; Rajiformes; Rajidae
Product: meiosis inhibitor protein 1-like
Exons: 33
Coding region: 85-3912 (1275 amino acids)
Biological process (GO): meiosis I
Source: RefSeq, a predicted model, not a curated record